Molecule: messenger RNA, 1491 nt
Organism: Humulus lupulus (European hop)
Lineage: Eukaryota; Viridiplantae; Streptophyta; Magnoliopsida; Rosales; Cannabaceae
Exons: 1
Coding region: 1-1491 (496 amino acids)
Source: RefSeq, a predicted model, not a curated record
AUGGUGAGAACUCGUGGUGCCUCCUCCAAGAAGAUCCCUGUUUCUCAAUCCCGAGAGGUGCCAUCUCCUUCGCCUCCUCCGUCUGUAUCAACGACGCCUCUUUCUGCUCCAUCAGCUCCCACAUCUGUUGGAAAGUCCUGCAAAUCCAAGGCUCGCAAGAAGGUGUUUUCGCUCUCUCAUGAGCAUCCUAUGGUGUUUCCAGAUAUCUCUGCUGACAUUGUUGCACCACCAUCUGAAGUGGUGGUGCCCUCUCGAGCCAAGGACCAUUCUCCUGUUCCGUUUGAUUCGUCUUUGGAGGCUAGGGAAAAAUCGAAAUCUGUUUCCUCCUCUUCCAAAGCUGCUGCUGCUGGGUUGCUCAAAUUGCCCUUGAAGCCGAGUCAGUCCAAGAAAAAUUCUGUGACUCCCAAAAGGAAAUUGGGGUUGGAUGCGUCUCUUUCUCCCUUGUCUGCUGCCAAGAAAAAAUUGAAGGCUCAUCCCCCUUCACUGUCCUCCUCCGAAUCUGAUCCUGAGGAAGAUAAGUCAGAAUCUGAAGCAACUCAUGAUACCACAUUGUCUGAUGAAACGGUUCCUGACAUUGCAGAAUCAGAGGCUGAGUCUGAUGAGCCAGAAAAAGAAGACACUAUCCCCUCUGAACAAGAAGCCGAAUCUGACUCAGACCACAUUGCAUCUCCCUUGCCAUCCAAAGCUAAAGGGAAGAAACCUAUUUCUGGUUCUACUCCUUCACCAAAACAUUCAGGUGUAAAUUUCAAACCUUAUUCUUCCAUUUUUUGCUAUAAUGAUAAUGCACGUGAUAUGGUUCUUUAUGCUCAACGGAAAUUUAUCAUUGAAAGAAAUUAUGUCUUGAGUGAUCAUCGUCCUUUUGGUGUGCUAACAAUGCUUCAAGAUCGACAAUGGACAGGUUCCUUGGUUAAAUUUUCUGGUUUUGUGGAGAGAAUAGUCAAGGAAUUCUAUGCCAAUCUUACUAAUGAAAUUAUUGAACCUUCAUCUCCUCUGUAUAAUAAAGUGUUUGUUAGGGGCCAUUGGUUCUCUUUUUCUCCUCAAGACAUUGCUCUUGCUUUGCAUCUUCCCCUUGAUGUCGAGGAUGAUGCUGAUGGUGCUUCUCUUGACAAGGACAUGGUUAUCACUGAGUUGGUUGGUCAAAAAAUGGUAUGGCCAUCUCAUACAGUCAUCUCAGUCUCAAACCUCACCUACACUUAUGUUGUUCUUCAUAAGUUUGCCACAACAAAUUGGAAGCCCACUUCUCACACCGCCACUAUUUCUUUUGAUAUGGCCUCAUUUUUGUACAAGGUGGGAACCGGUCUUGGUAUAAAUUUGGCUUCGGUUAUUCAUGAUCAAAUCAUUGGGUUUCGCAAAGGUAACAGGAAAAACUUGAAUCUUCCUUUUCCUCAUGUUAUUUAUAAAGUGUUGAGUAUGCAGAAAAAGGAUCUCCAACGUGAUCAAGAAGACUUGGUGGCACCCACUACUGCUGCUGUAAUGCCCCAAAUUUCCUAA